GUCGCGGCGGCCCCACGCGAGGCGCGGUCAGGCGGCGCCGGGAGCCUCCACCCCCGGCCCACCCUGCCCGGGCUCAUCAUGUGACGCGGGAUUGAAGUGGAUCUAGGGACAAAUGGAUGACUGAAUAUUCAUAUGAAGAGGAAAGCCAUAAAAGACAUCAGCGCCUUUGAGAACAGAAUGUUAAUGCUUGAUGGGAUGCCGGCAGUCAGAGUCAAAACAGAGCUGCUGGAAUCUGAGCAAGGGUCUCCAAACGUCCACAACUACCCAGAUAUGGAUGCUGUACCCUUGUUACUAAACAACAUGAAGGCUGACCCCACGGAGGAUUCAUUAUCUACAGACCAUUUCCAAACACAGACUGAACCUGUGGAUUUGUCAAUAAACAAAGCCAGGUCAUCCCCUACAGCAGCUUCAUCUUCACCGGUUUCCAUGACAGCAUCAGCCUCCUCCCCUUCUUCUACUUCUACUUCUUCCAGUCGGCCAGCUUCAUCCCCCACAGUAAUAACAUCAGUCUCCUCGGCAGCAUCUGUACCAUCAGUAUUAACUCCAGGUCCUCUUGUGGCCUCUGCAUCUGGUGUUGGAGGCCAGCAGUUUUUGCACAUUAUCCAUCCAGUACCACCUUCAAGUCCCAUGAACUUGCAGUCCAACAAAAUGAGUCAUGUGCACCGUAUCCCCGUGGUGGUACAGUCGGUGCCUGUUGUCUAUACAGCUGUGAGAUCACCUGGCAAUAUGAACAACACUAUAGUAGUACCACUGUUGGAGGAUGGGAGAAGCCAUGUCAAAGCACAAAUGGACCCCCGAGGCCUAUCUCCCAGACAAAUUAAAAGUGACAGUGAUGAUGACGACCUGCCAAAUGUGACCUUAGAUAGCGUUAAUGAAACUGGAUCUACAGCGCUCUCCAUAGCCAGAGCAGUACAAGAAGAGAGCAUGUGGGGCUGUGCCAGGUCAGCUGUUAACCCUUUUCGUUUUUUCAACUCCAGCUCAAUUUCACCGUUCAGUAUUGAGAGCACAAGGCGUCAGAGGAGGUCUGAGUCUCCAGACUCCAGGAAGCGGCGCAUCCAUCGGUGUGACUUUGAGGGAUGCAACAAAGUAUACACAAAAAGCUCCCACCUGAAGGCUCACCGGAGAACGCACACAGGAGAAAAACCCUACAAAUGUACCUGGGAAGGCUGCACCUGGAAGUUUGCUCGAUCUGAUGAACUGACGAGGCAUUACCGCAAGCACACAGGAGUGAAGCCAUUCAAGUGUGCAGACUGUGACCGCAGUUUCUCCCGCUCGGAUCACCUGGCGCUCCACCGCCGCAGGCACAUGCUGGUUUGAGAAAUGCUACCUGUUCCAGCUGAGUUUAAGAGCUGGGUCUCUUAACUACCCACAGUGAAUUCAGCAGGGCUGAAUCUCCCUCUACAGUGUUAACAGGCAGGGCUUUCCCUGAUAUCUGUAACAAAAAAUAAUAACAGAAAUUUAAAAAAAGCAGGAAAAGAAGUGCCACUCUUCUCCUCGCCAUCUGAAGUUAACCCUGUCUGCCCCUCAGCAUGGCUACCCCUGAAAGUGUCAUCACAAUCACCUGGGAAAUAGCAGCCGAGAUGCUACAGGAAUGGGCAUUAUUUUACAUGCUGCAUCCUUUGACAAAAAAUGUUUAUAGCUUGUAUGUUUUCUCAGCUGCCAGACAUUUUGUUCCUGAAAAAUCACUGCUGGUUGGAGUAUAGAUACCACGAACUGUUGAUAGUGAUGAUGAUGAUGAUGAUGAUGAUGAUGAUGAUGAUGAGAGCAAGACCGCUAGAUCUGUAUUAUGCCAUCUUUUCCCUCGUUUUCUAUACCAUCUGGCCGGUGUCAGCACUGCACUGGAGCUGUGCUACAGACAAGCUGCAUGUGAGUAGGCAAGAAGAUUCUGCUGGAGAGGUCCUGCUGCCAGAGCUGGAGGUUUGCAUGAUCAGACUUUUGCAAUAAUGAUGGUGGCAUUUUAAUAUCAUACCACAACUUGUCAUUAUGCCCUAGAGGACACCAGCCAUUUAACUUUUUUCUUUUAUGGUUUUUUUCCUUCUUUUCUUUCGUUGUUGUCAUUGUUGAAGUCUGUAAAAUAAGCAAAGGGCAGCAACACCUCUGCUGAAAUACCAUAUUAAGUAUCUGUUUUACCAUGGAAUUAAUUAGAUUCAUUUUCUGAUUUGUAUAGAAAGAACCCACCUAAAAACUCCUAUCCUAUUCUCAGUGUGCUGUUUUCUUUCAUGCAGGUAUCCUCUUUCCCACAACCAUUAUUUGAACCCAGGGGAAUAGUCAGAUCUUGUACUUGCUGGUACCAAGGUUAGUGGUAUAGCCAUUCAUGAGAUGGAAUUGAAUGUAUCAUCAAAACAAAACAGAGAAGAAACGGCUGCAUCUCUUGCAGAGAAAAAGCAAUAAUGAAUAAAAUGGCUCUUGAGACAAUAAUUUACUCCACACCAACAGAAGUGGGGGGUAUGCAGAAACAGCAUGUAGGAUUUAAAUUAAUCUUUUUGCUGGUUUCACUGACCUGCUAGGCACCACAAUUAAGUACUUCUAUUUCCUUUAACAUAAUACUUGUGGAAAGCAGGGAAGAUAAAGGAAAGAGUUGAUUGUUGAGGAGGUAGUGGAUGAACUGUAAGUAGGACAGAGAAACAUGCAGUUGUGCUCUGCAAGACAUUAGAUUUCUCCCUGGGAGUUAGGGAAUAACAAAAUUUUGCCAGCUGUAUAGUAUAAAUGGACCUCUGUAGGGUACCAGUGGCUGCCUCUGCUUGGAUUUUCAAUCCAAGCCUUUUCAGAUUAAAUAAAAGGAAAUUCUUGAUCAUUCCCAUACAGCCCUGUAAUUGCAAACCAAUUUCUAUUAAUUGAAUUAUGUAGGAAAGAGAGAAACUCUUAGUCAUUAGUUAUUCAUGCAAACAGAAUAGUGUUUUUCUGUUUUCUUUCCUCAGAAGGAUCUGCCUAUUCAGCUAAAUUUGACAAAGGGGAGGCUUGGCAAUAUUUUCUAAGUGUUGAGAUUUUCAUAGCUUAGAAAUGAAAGAUGUAAACAUAAGGUCUUUUGCAAUGCAUUUAAUUAUUAAUAUUUUGUUGCAGUGAUUCCAGAUUAAAUUUAUGAUGCCACUUGUUUGUUUUUAAAUGUUUGACUGUCUCAGUUAAUAUCAGAUUCCUGUAGUAAAUGUAGUAAUGUUGGGGGGAUUCUGGAAUCCAAGUAAUCUUUAAGAAAAAACAACAGAGUACCCAUACAGAUACAAAAGUAAUUACAGUUAAUUGAGGAUUAAUAUGACUGGGAUUAUAGUUUAUAACAGCAUUCACAAGACUCCAGAGUUUGAUUGUCUUUAAAUAUCCUUAAUGUUCGCCAGUAUGGAUAGUUUAUCAGCUCUCUGAAAGAACUUAGAAGAAAUUCACUCACUGCCAAGUGGUGAGCAGAGAAACUCAACACAAAUUAUUCACAGCUGUUGUGGGAAAAAUGCCUCUAUCAAUUCCCAUUGACCAUGUUAGUGAUCUACUUCCACCACAUUUGAUAACAUUCUAGAAUCCAUCUCCAAAUCAGGGACAGGGCAGGGCUUCUGGAUAGACCAUGAGGCAUUGCAGGACAGCAGAACUGUGUCUUUAUGAGCAGCAUUACUACUGUUGAUUUUAAAAGCUGGUUGUCAAAGUAUUGUAUGUGAGGUGCUUCAUAGAUUAUGUCUGAGGUCUGGUUUUUGUGUACUUCAAUAUCAUCCCCUUAAAUGCAUCUGUCAUUGUUGGCAUUUAGGGAAAGAAGUCAGGUCAGGUAGAACUCCAUUGAUAAAAUUCUUUUCUUGCCCAAGAAUAUUUUACAAACUAAUUAUUUGAAUAGCAGUAAUUCAGUUGAAGAACCAAUGGCAUACAGAAUUCCUUUUGGGAUCUGUGGUUUGUUUGUUUUUUUUUUUUUUCUUUUUUUUCCCUCUCAUAGAAAAUUAAGUUUGCUUGAGCAGAAACUCCUACUGAGCAUUCUGUUAGGGUAGAGGAGGAUGUGACGUUACUCUCAAACAUCAGUUGCAGGGUGCAACAGGGAGAGAUCAGUGUUCCUCUUUAGGCUUCCCCUGUUGUCAAUGAAGACAGAGAAACUACAAGAGAAAUGGAAAGGCCUUUAAUUUUAGUGUUCAGCUUUGAAAUGCCCUGUGGAAGAGCGUAUGUAUAACAGACCCUGGAGAGGCUCAUCUCCCAAGGCCGAUGUUGGUCUCUGUGAAUCCCUGUUUUUUCAGCUGGUUGCCUGUUACUGUUGUGAAUUGGAAGCACUGCAACAGAAAGAGGGUCUGGUUUUAUUCAAAGAACCCCAAAGUGAUAGAGGGUUAAAGCAGCAGUAAUGCCAAGGGACAGAGGCGCAGAGUGUGGCAAAUGGUAGGAGAAUGAAGCCAAAAGGUAAAGGAGUGUGUGCUACAUUCUGUUACUUCACAGGCAGGAGGUACAUCCUCAGCCUUUCCAGCACAUGUGCAAGGGCUUCUCAUGCUGCUGUUACCUGUAGACGAAUUACACAACCAGCAGUAGUCCACUGCUGGGUUUCAAAUACACAAUAUUUUUCUUGAUGAAGUUCACAUUCAUACCAUCACCUUCAGGCUUUGAUCCCAGUUACUCCACAGGGUUGUUUUUUGGGUUUUGUCCCCUUCAGAAGUAUUUUAAGAGAAGUUACUUGGAAGGAUGGGGGUGUUUGAAUGUGGAGCUGAUGUCCCCCAGAUCCUCAGUGUGUCUUUGCCUUUAUUGGAUGUGGUUCAAACCUGCCAAGUUUCUGUGCUUGUGCAAAGACAAUGGGCAAUUGCUCCGAGGUAGUUUCUUCAAAAAUCCUGGUACCCCACCACAGGUCUGUGACAUUUCCUGGCUGUGGCGAAGGCUUACGUCAUGUGUAGCAUGCAGAAAUACCAGAUCUCAUCCUGACACGAUGCGGUAAGCCCAUCUUAAUUGAGCAGUUGGGAUACACAAACAUACAGUGUCCCAUUCCUUCAGAAAGGCAAGAGAUUUCAGUCCAUCAUGCCGUGGCAUUGCAUGUUACAGCUUGAGAGGGAAAUUAUGCCAUGAAGUGUCAGAUUUCAUAUAUUUUCAAAAGUUCUAAAUGGAUUUGUCAGGCAACCUCAGGAGCCAGCAUUUUAGGAAAAUGUAAUGAGCAAACAGCUUUGAUACUAAACUUUUAAAAUGUUUAAUUGUGUUAUUAUUUUUUGAGCACCCCUUAUAUUCAGCACUGUAAAAUUGGCUCAUUGCAACAGCAAUUUUUACUUGGGGAUGAAGAUGCAGUAUUCCUUAUUCUCUCUCAUGCUUACAUAAUUAAUUAAAUAGAUUAAGACUGACUUGUAUAUAUGAUUAUUUGCUGAAGUAAUGUAUAACAAAAUUAACAGUGUUGAAAAUUACAUCAGUGAUGUUCAUGUUUGGGUAAACUUACAGUGCAGAGCAUGGACAAAUAGCUGUACAGCCAUUCUGCCCUUUAAUAAUGAGAGUAACAGUGAUCAUAAAUCUCGUUUUCCAUUAGCCACAUUGAAAAUGUAUUCUAGUUACCAUUUAUAAAUUUAAAUUCUGGUAAUAAAUGCUGUUUAAUGUAAAAAAAAAAUCUUUCCCCUUUAUUGAAAGUGGGUACCUCAAAAUCAGGGUAGGUGUGACUAACAAUAUCCCACUUACUUUUUAGUUUGAAUUUGAGUUUGGAAAGGUCAUUGUGUGAAACUGUAUCUUCCACAGCAGUCAAGUCCUAAGAUCGUUCAGUAAAUCCAUGCUACUCCCACAUGCUCAUCCUUACGCUCAUGCAUAUGAACUCCAGCACUUCCAUAUGUCUCUACCCAUGUGCAGGUAAUAAACAAGUUUAUUUGUAAUUAAAAUUUACGGGGGAAAAAAAACAAAAAAAAGAUCAGAAAAGGAAGAAUUUUAAGUAAACACUGUUACAGAAAAUACUACCUUAAGAAACGAGCUCAUAUUAUAGUGUUAUGGCUUUGCCUGUGAUACGUGACUGGAGAAUUGCACAAAGAAAUUGUUGUAUUUUCACAGGUUUGCUAUAGCGUAGCAGUUGCUACGUAAUGUAUGCUUAUGAAGUCAUGCCCACUGGAACAUUGAAAAGGCUUAAAUUCUUCACAAUAAAAGAAAGGCAUAAAAAUGUAACUUUUGGCAUAAAAAUGUAACUGUAAGGAUACUGCAUCUUUAGAAAUCAAAGUAACUUCAAAGUAUUUUACUAUACUUGUAAAAGUUAAAAUGUGAUACGUGUGAUAAUGGAAAAGUAUUUUCAAACUCACAGUUUUACAUGGGGUGUUAAAUAGCUGAAAUGAAAUACAUUUUUAAACAAUCCUUACCUUCAGUUUUCAUUGGGAAGACUGUUAGGAUAAUGCCUUGCAAAGCUUAAACACAAAACACAAGGAAGUAAAUUGUUCUGUUUUAUCAGAGCGUGUUUUCUCUGCAAAAUGGAGUGGCCACUUCUUUGCUGUUUUGCAGAUGGUGUGUGAUAUAACAAAGUUUUACUGAGUCCUUCCGUGUCAAAUAAGUCAAUGCUCAAUGUCUUUGACUAAAUAAAGAAAAAAAAACAUUUAAACAAAAUGAAAACCAUAUGAAAGGUUUGUCGGUUUGUGAUUUCUUUUUUUCCUUCUGGCAUUUUACAAUGAACUACAGAUACAGGAAUGGCAAACACUUAUAUGAUUUUAUUUCUUCUUGUAUUUCCCCAACUACAGUGCAUCCUGAUGAAAGGUUGCAGAGCUGAAAUAGGCAGCUGCUUUUUGCUGAUUCCAGGGGAGUUUAGUCUUCUAGGUGCAGUAACAUGUCAAGAAUAUCCAUUGUAGCAGGACGGUUCUGACAUUUAAAAUACACAUACACUUCAGUGAGAUAACCUGAAAUCUAUUUUAGAGGUGAAACAGAAACUGAAAGUGCCUGUAAUUAGAAUUGAUGGGAUGUUCCUAUACUUUUACACAGCAAUAACUUAAUGGAAUUCUGUUAACAAUAAGGUGAAAAUGAAAUUUUACUUGGAGAACAAUAAUGCAGCACAGAAACAAACACAAAGUGCCAUUUGUAUGUUCACAUGUUGAGAUACUGUGUUAAGAGUUUUUAGUUAUUUUCUCAGAUAACAUCUGUCAUAUAUUUGUAAGAAGAAAAUAAAUCUUAGUUUACAAAUUACUCGUAGCUGUACCGAUUCUCAGUAGGUGUGAUUGGAAGUCGUUGUCAGAGCGGUGUUUUACGGAAUUUCUUCCCAAUUUAUGUUGGAUAUGCCCAUGUAUCCACGGUAUUCUCUAGUGAAGUAAUCCAAAACCAGCAAUAAGCCCAAUGGAGCUUUUUUUUUUAGGGAAUAUGAUAGAAUAGGGACUCUUGAAAAAUCCUCUGCAUUAAACUCUGGAAACACAAGAGUUCACCUUAUGUCUCCUUUCUCUUCAUCAUGUAGUGCUCACAGGAUUUAAUAUCAUCUUGGUUGACUUCAUGAGUGGACAAAAUAAAUCGCUUCUCUUUCUUUUGGGGACAAAUGAGUGAAAAGUUGGGGUCUGUCAGUGUAGAGACUCUUUGAAUAGCAAAUAAGAAGUUGAUAUUCCUAAGAUGAAGUAUGGAGAUUUUUAUUUUGUGUGGCCUAAACAUUUGCAUCAGUAGACUAAUUGAUCUUACCAGAAAAUGGCCAGCUGUGACUCUUGCACUCUUACUUUUCCUCAAUUUUUUUGUAAAUAUUAACUACUGCUAAUGGAUUCUUAAAAUAGCAGUGUAAUGCCAGCCCUCAUGCUUCUUCUAUUUUUAAAAAUUAAUUUAUCAGAAAUCAAAAUGUAACUGGUUGUCCUGAUGCCUUUGCCUGGGAAAAUUGCUUUUCAUCCUCCAAAUUUGUACCUGUCAUUUUUCCGGGCAAAAUUUUGUAUUUGAGAAAUCCUGUAUUUUGUUUAGACUUCUGCUGCCAUGAGUGGGUUGCUGCUAGAGUCUCACUGAGGCUCAUACACAGAUGAAAGUGCAGGUCCAAAACCACCA
Messenger RNA from Vidua chalybeata, 7887 nucleotides. It is a transcript of the gene KLF12, whose product is annotated as KLF transcription factor 12. Bases 133 to 1317 code for a protein of 394 amino acids. Lineage: Eukaryota; Metazoa; Chordata; Aves; Passeriformes; Viduidae. Gene Ontology annotation, biological process: regulation of transcription by RNA polymerase II. The record is from RefSeq and is a predicted model, not a curated record. The transcript is spliced from 8 exons. Gene Ontology annotation, molecular function: RNA polymerase II cis-regulatory region sequence-specific DNA binding; DNA-binding transcription factor activity, RNA polymerase II-specific.